Messenger RNA from Physcomitrium patens, 2515 nucleotides. Its product is annotated as UDP-glucose 4-epimerase 5. Gene Ontology annotation, cellular component: cytosol. The record is from RefSeq and is a predicted model, not a curated record. Gene Ontology annotation, molecular function: UDP-glucose 4-epimerase activity. NCBI's taxonomy places the organism in Eukaryota, Viridiplantae, Streptophyta, Bryopsida, Funariales, Funariaceae. Gene Ontology annotation, biological process: galactose metabolic process.
GCGGUGGAGCCUUGUUCCACCGGGACGUGUGUGGCGGAGCUUCAAAGCAAGAGCAGGGGCGGAGGGUGGUCACAGGGAUUGAUUCAACGCGCGCUUUGAACUGUAGACAAAUUGGCCCAGAUCCACGCAUUACGCGGCACACUUUUACGUGUUACUGAGCAGACUGAGAUGGUUGUUGCGGCGCUUUGUUUGGUUACCGGUUGGUGGUUUAGCGUAGGCUGCUCGGGUUUUGAGUUUUGAGUUUUGUUUUUGAGAUUAGUCUGCACAAGGUUUUGAGGCAGAGGUGGGCGGGUCUUGGGAUCUUAGACAGGUUCCAAUGCACGUGGAAUCGAAAGGGUCGCAUUUGAGGUUUUGCGACAGGGGAAAUCGAGUGAGGAGAGAGUUUUAGGGGCUGGGGAGCAGGUGGAGGAGACCUGCCCUUGUUUAAUGGUUGUACCGAGGCUUUCUUGAGCAGAGAGUGAGGGUUCUUUUGCGAGUGACAGAGUAUUGGUGAAGAGCGUAAGUGGGAACUCAGGAAAGGAUCUCGAAUGUUGAAGAUCCGUGGGCUAGGCGUUUCAAGGAGGUAGCAGCAUGAGCACAGUGAUUUUGCCUCUGAAUACGGUUUUACUGCGUGCUGCCAGCCCAGCUCAGCUUCGUGCACCUUCUCUUUGCACUUAUGCUCUGGAAAUCGGCACUUAGUCUCACGUUCUUGUAGUAGAGGCUGGAAAUGAUAACGGACUUUUCCUCUGAUACUUUGAAAUAUCAAAGGGUAGUAGGGUAGACCGAGCAUCCGGAUCGACGAGGAUAGGACGGUCCAAGCAGCUUUGGGUACCACGAAGCCCCUAAUUUGGUUUUGGUCUGAAGCGUGGAUUUUCGAUUUAGAAGAUGACGGUCAACGGAGGCCCGCAUCUUGAGAGAUGCAUUUUAGUGACUGGCGGAGCCGGGUAUAUUGGUACUCACACAUCGCUACAGCUGUUGCUUGAUGGUUACAAAGUUGUCAUAUUGGACAACCUCGCUAAUUCAAGCGAAGAAGGUCUGCGGCGGGUUGUGGAUCUGGCUGGAAAGCAAGGGGAAAAACUUGUCUUUUACAAGGCAGAUCUUUGUGACAAGGAUGCUAUUGAAGCUGUUUUUGAUAAGCAUCGAUUUGAUGCUGUGAUCCAUUUUGCGGGUUUGAAGGCAGUUGGAGAGAGCUGUGCAAAACCUUUGCCUUACUACAUUAACAAUAUCCUUGGCACCCUGAACCUUCUGGAUGUUAUGAACGUUUACAACUGCAAAAAGCUAGUGUUUUCGUCUUCUGCAACGGUCUAUGGACAACCGGAGAGCGUCCCAGUUACUGAAGAGUCCCGUCUCUUUGUUUUAAAUCCAUAUGGUCGUACAAAGCUUCAGGUUGAAGAGAUGAUGCGGGACAUUACUGCUGCAGAUCCAGAUUGGAGAUGUAUAGUGUUGCGAUACUUCAAUCCCGUGGGAGCACAUCCCAGUGGCCGCCUUGGAGAAGAUCCACAGGGCUUUCCGAACAAUCUGAUGCCCUUCGUGCAACAAGUGGCUGUGGGCAGAAGGAAAGAGCUGACGGUGUUUGGAACUGAUUACAACACUAAAGAUGGCACUGGGGUCCGUGAUUACAUUCACGUCCAGGACCUUGCGACUGGUCACAGCGCCGCCCUUCACAAGCUGUUCACAACGCCCGAUAUAGGAUGCACUGCUUACAAUCUGGGAACGGGGAAAGGGACUUCUGUACUUGAAAUAGUUGCUGCAUUCGAGAAGGCUGCAGGGUUGAAAAUACCAUUACGAAUUGCAGGCCGACGGCCUGGAGACUGCAGUGUAGUCUACACCGCUACAGAAAAGGCGAGGAAAGAACUCGGAUGGAAAGCGCAAAAUGGAAUUGAUGAAAUGUGUCGAGAUCAGUGGAAGUGGGCAAGCAAUAAUCCAGAUGGAUAUCGAUCAAGUCAGGAGAAGUCUCCAGCGAACGAUUCCAAGCCUCUCGCGAAUGGGAAUCACGAAGCUGUUUUGAAUACGGAUACUGCUACUUGAUAUGACAUAAAACUAUUGUUUACGAUACUUCCGACAUUUUCCACUCCACUGUGGGCUCCGCCUGCCACAUCGAAUUCCGAACAGAUCUUGGCAACGGUGAGCACAGUCAGAGUUAGUAUUUUGUUGGCCAAUUCUUUUCGUAAGCAAUUAUCAAAGAAUCUAGCAAACGUUUUUGCUUAGAUGUCAGACAACUCUUUAUAUUUAGAGAACUUAAAUGACUGUGACCUGGAACGAGUAGUUGCCAGUCACGACGGAUGCGUGUUAAGGUAAAGCAAUCUUUGAGAAUGGUAUUAGAUUCGAGAAUUUUUCCAUCUUAAAUUGGAUGCGAGUAGGUUAACUGAUUGAAUAGGUUUGGAUCAGGAGAGGGUAACAUAUGCGCACUGUAUGGCGAUGGCAUUCUCAAUUCAAUGUACAGAAUAAUUCUGUGAACUUGGUGGGGGAUCGUUAGAAGUCUCUUUUGCCAGGAAAACCAAUAUCAAUAAACCUUCAGCAGUUCUGUAGAUCUUUU